AUGUCGAACCUUGGCAACAGCGACACCAAGCCCCCAUGUCUACCCCGGAAUGGACUUGUUAAACUCCCCACCCAGGCCAAUGGACUCGGCUCCGCGAGCAUCACCAAAGGGACCCCAGCGAUGAAAAACCGCUUGUGCCAGUCUUCCGUGCCUGCAAUCAUCAGCCCAGCCUUAAUGAAUCACAGUGACUUGUCCAUGCCUGGUCUCACUUCACCAUUGUCUUUGGCGGCUCUGGCCGGAGGACCUUCAGGCGCCACCGUGGGACUUCCCUCCGAUGAGAUUUCUCCAGCCAAUGGGGACAUGCCAUCCCUGGAAGACCUCUCUGGCUCCCCCACCAAAAGACACCUGGCGGUGGAUGAAAAGAUCCUGAACCGUUUGUUUAUGUACUUUUCAGCCUGCGAGAAAUGUGUCCUGGCCCAGGUGUGCAAAGCGUGGAGGAGGGUCUUGUAUCAACCCAAAUUUUGGGUGGGCCUCACGCCGGUGCUGGACACCAAAGAGCUCUACAACGUCCUGCCCAACGGAGAUAAGGAAUUUGUCAACCUUCAAGGUUUCGCCAUCCGGGGGUUUGAUGGUUUCUGCCUCGUGGGGGUUUCCGACUUGGACAUCUGUGAGUUCAUUGAUAAUUAUGCCCUCUCCAAGAAAGGGGUGAAAUCUAUGAGCCUUAAGAGAUCAACCAUCACGGAUGCAGGUCUUGAGGUCAUGCUGGAACAGAUGCAGGGGCUUAUGCACCUGGAGCUGUCUGGAUGCAACGAUUUCACCGAGGCCGGUCUCUGGUCAAGUCUGAAUGCCCGCAUCUGCUCCCUGAGUGUCAGCGACUGCAUUAAUGUGGCUGACGAUGCCAUUGCGGCCAUUUCACAGCUGCUGCCCAACUUGACUGAGCUCAACCUUCAAGCCUAUCACGUGACGGAUACGGCCCUGGCUUACUUCACUGCCAAGCAAGGUUACACCACCCACACUCUCCGCCUGAACUCCUGCUGGGAAAUCACGAACCACGGUGUGGUGAACAUGGUGCACAGCCUCCCCAAUCUGAGCGUGCUCAGCCUCUCCGGCUGCUCGAAGGUGACGGACGAUGGCGUGGAGUUGGUAGCAGAGAACCUCCGCAAGCUUCGGAGCUUGGACCUGUCGUGGUGCCCUCGGAUCACAGACAUGGCUCUUGAGUACAUCGCUUGUGACCUCCACAAGUUGGAAGAGCUGGUGCUGGAUAGGUGCGUACGGAUAACAGACACUGGGCUCAGUUACUUGUCCACCAUGUCCUCGCUUAGGAACUUAUAUCUCCGCUGGUGCUGCCAGCUACUUUUCUCAUUUAUCCGUUCUUUCUUUAUUCAUGGCUCUCUCUCUGAUUUCACUUUGCCAGGGUGCCCUCUGCUGACCACCACGGGACUUUCAGGCCUGGCUCAACUCCACGACUUGGAAGAACUGGAGCUGACCAAUUGUCCAGGCGCGACUCCAGAGCUCUUUAAAUACUUUUCCCAACACCUGCCUAGCUGCAUGGUGAUUGAGUAA
Messenger RNA from Notechis scutatus (mainland tiger snake), 1503 nucleotides. The record is from RefSeq and is a predicted model, not a curated record. Lineage: Eukaryota; Metazoa; Chordata; Lepidosauria; Squamata; Elapidae.